CGCUGCGCCCGUCGCCGCCGCCCAGAUGGCCGCGGGCGUCGCCCCGCCGCGCCUCCCCCCCUCACCUUCGCCGCGCUCGAGUGGCCGCGCUCUCCCCCGCGCUGCUGUCCCCUCCCGCGUAGUGCUUGCCUUUGUUCCAGGAAUAGCGCUCCGGGUCCCCGCCGCUGCCUCUGGGCCCCGCUCCGGAGCGCGCCGCCGCCCUCUGCGGCCGGCCGGGCCCCUCCCGUGCGCACUUGGACUCGGGCCCGCGCUCCAGCUGCGGGCCGGGCUCGCGUUACACGCCGGGCAGACCACCUACAGCCGGGCCGCCGCGGGCCGCCUCCGCCAGACUGACCGCCAGGCCUGCAGCGCGCUGCCCGGAGACCCGCGCUGCCGCCGCCGUCCACCGCGCGCCACCGACGGCCUGCGGCCUGCGGCGAUCUGGGCUCAGCCGGGAAGUAUCUGAGCGGGCCGCGGCCCCUGGACGGUGACUCCAGCAGCUCGCCACCCCCGACCCCCGGAGGGGCCGGCCAGCCUCUCGCCUGCAGCGGGACCCGUUCCCCCCCUCCUCCCAGAGACCUCUUCUGCUCCUGCCAGGUGGCCGCCAGGUCCCAGGGGUGCCUGGCAGCCAAAUCCAGCCACUCGUUUUCUUUCUCCUGUGGACCUGUUCGUUUUGCCCAGAACCCAGUUCUCUUCUCAAUUCGCAGCUGUCUCUCUGAUGUGUGCCUUUUGUCCCACACGGUAAUUAAGCCCUGCACUCUGCCCAGCUCUUCUACACUACCUGGACAAACGUCUUUUCCUUCUUUUCAAUAAAUGUCAGACGCUAGUAAAAAGAAA
Callorhinus ursinus (northern fur seal) is the source of this 816-nucleotide messenger RNA. The record is from RefSeq and is a predicted model, not a curated record. Lineage: Eukaryota; Metazoa; Chordata; Mammalia; Carnivora; Otariidae.